Chara braunii is the source of this 1245-nucleotide messenger RNA. NCBI's taxonomy places the organism in Eukaryota, Viridiplantae, Streptophyta, Charophyceae, Charales, Characeae. The record is from the annotation of a GenBank genome assembly.
GGGUACCUAGAGGUAUUAAGCAAGGCCUGGAUGGAGGAGCGUCAGGCAAGUUGGAGCCAGGAUGUAACUUUGAGCGCCAUGCGGUCCGGAUUUAGGGAGUUUGCGCGCGAAAUCGUCACCCACAUUGGGGGCGAAGUGAAACAGUUGAGGGACAACGUAGGCAAGUACUGCAAAGGCGCCAUUGAGGGUGCCAAAGCCAUAGCUGCUGCAAAUGGCGAGGGUAGACCCCGUAAGGACCCUGUAAAGCUCAAGUUCCCAGACGCGUACGGGGGAAAGAAAGAAGAAAACUUUGACAAUUGGGAAGCCAGUGUCAAUAGUUAUAUUUACUUGCAGCAUAUCCUGGUUGAGGAACAAGUCCUUGUGACCUUCCAGGCCCUUAAAGAUGAAGUGGCUAGCUUCGCCAGGUCUCUUGCGCGUACAGCCCGUUGUGAAAACAACUUGGUUGCAUAUUCCAAAGUCACUCCUCUUCCCCUAUUCCUCAAGCUCCUCAAGGAGCGGUUUGCUGAUCCAACGCGAGGCAUUAAAACCUCUGAUAAGCUGAAAACGAUCCACUCCCGGCAAUGGAGGAGUGCCAAGGCACUCAAGGGUACUAUGGACAACUUGGUUGCCGUCCCGAACCACGGGGUCACUGAGCCCCAGCUGGACCAAUUGUUUUAUCGUGCCAUUCCAGAGGCUCUACGCGGGCAUUUCUUUGACAAAUCUCAGCAGACCGGCAUGACUUACGAUGCAUUGAGUAGAGAAGUCAUUUUGUAUAAGUCGAAGUCUAUGCCAGUUACCACUUUCUGGCAUAAGGACCUGGAGAAGGGGAAGAAGUGGAAAGAUCGUACCAUCUCGGGCCAAGUCAAGUCCAAGGAUCACUUGAUCCUAACAUUAGAAGAGGGUGGUACAAAAGAGGUCUCAUAUGAUCAGAUUGUGUGGGGCCUAGGGGAGGAGUACAGUAGUGUAGGGCAGGGGAGGUCUUACGCUGCUGCCACGACCGGAGGGAGGCCGCAAGGUAGAGGAGGAGGAGGCCAGGGCCAAAGGGGCCAGACCAUGGGAGGCCGAGGACCGGGCGCACAGGGGGUUGGCGGACAGGGAAACCGCCAAGCGGGAGGUAGGGGUCAAGGUCCCCCUUUAAAUCGCCAGGGUAAUCGGUCCCCACAGCGAGGAGGUGGAAGGGCACCUCAAGGAGGAUAACACCCAGGCUUCCCGCAGGGCAAGCCCUGGGAAGACUUGGGCUUGGACUAGCGAUUAUGGCAGGAACGC